This is a messenger RNA of Nothobranchius furzeri (turquoise killifish), 1301 nucleotides long. RefSeq names its product tubulin alpha chain-like. NCBI's taxonomy places the organism in Eukaryota, Metazoa, Chordata, Actinopteri, Cyprinodontiformes, Nothobranchiidae. Gene Ontology annotation, biological process: microtubule cytoskeleton organization; mitotic cell cycle. Gene Ontology annotation, molecular function: GTP binding; structural constituent of cytoskeleton. Gene Ontology annotation, cellular component: cytoplasm; microtubule. The record is from RefSeq and is a predicted model, not a curated record.
AACUCUACUGCCUGGAGCAUGGUAUACAGCCCGAUGGGCAAAUGCCCAGCGACAAGAGCGUUGGAGGGGGAGAUGACUCCUUUAACACCUUCUUCAGUGAGACCGGUUCAGGGAAACAUGUUCCCAGAGCCAUCUUUGUGGACCUGGAGCCAACAGUCAUUGAUGAGGUUCGUACAGGAACCUAUCGGCAGCUCUUCCACCCAGAGCAGCUCAUCACUGGAAAGGAAGAUGCUGCAAACAACUACGCCCGUGGUCACUACACAAUCGGGAAGGAGAUCAUUAACUUGGUUUUGGACCGAACCCGCAAGCUGGCUGACCAGUGCACAGGUCUCCAGGGUUUCCUCAUCUUCCACUCCUUCGGAGGGGGGACUGGUUCUGGCUUCACCUCUCUGCUGAUGGAGCGUCUGUCUGUUGACUACGGCAAGAAGUCAAAGCUGGAGUUUGCAGUUUAUCCAGCUCCUCAGGUGUCCACGGCUGUGGUGGAACCUUACAACUCCAUCCUCACCACCCACACCACCCUGGAGCACUCAGACUGUGCCUUCAUGGUGGACAAUGAGGCCAUCUAUGACAUCUGCCGCAGGAACCUGGACAUCGAGCGUCCUACCUACACCAACCUGAACAGGCUGAUUGGACAAAUCGUGUCCUCCAUCACUGCCUCCCUGCGCUUUGAUGGGGCCUUGAACGUGGACCUGACAGAGUUCCAGACCAACCUGGUGCCCUACCCUCGUAUCCACUUCCCUCUGGCUACCUAUGCCCCCGUUAUCUCAGCAGAGAAGGCCUAUCACGAGCAACUGUCAGUGGUUGACAUCACCAGUGCCUGCUUUGAGCCAGCCAAUCAGAUGGUGAAAUGCGACCCACGUCAUGGUAAAUACAUGGCCUGCUGCCUCUUGUACAGAGGAGAUGUUGUCCCCAAGGAUGUCAAUUCGGCCAUCGCCACAAUCAAGACUAAACAAAGCAUCCAGUUUGUGGAUUGGUGUCCCACUGGCUUCAAGGUGGGCAUCAACUACCAGCCCCCUACUGUGGUUCCUGGAGGAGACCUGGCAAAGGUGCAGAGAGCUGUGUGCAUGCUUAGCAACACAACUGCCAUCGCUGAGGCCUGGGCUCGACUGGACCACAAGUUCGAUUUGAUGUACGCCAAGAGGGCCUUCAUCCACUGGUACGUGGGAGAGGGGAUGGAGGAAGGGGAGUUCUCUGAGGCCAGGGAGGAUAUGGCUGCCCUGAAGAAGGACUACGAGGAAGUGGGCACUGACAGCGUUGGGGAGGAAGAUGAGGGAGAGGAGUACUAAAGUCUUAAGUUGUUU